Coregonus sp. 'balchen' is the source of this 15529-nucleotide messenger RNA. NCBI's taxonomy places the organism in Eukaryota, Metazoa, Chordata, Actinopteri, Salmoniformes, Salmonidae. The record is from the annotation of a GenBank genome assembly.
GAUGAGUGUUCUCAGGAUGAGAGCGGAGCGGCGGCCAUCUUUGCCACCCAGCUGGAUGACUUCCUGGGCGGAGGGCCGGUCCAGUUCAGAGAGGUCCAGAACAACGAGUCCAUCACCUUCUUGGGCUACUUCAAGUCUGGCAUCAAGUACAAGGUCAGCUUCUUCUGCUAAAAGCUGAAAGAUGUGGAGUGGGAAGUGAUUAGUUUUUUCUUCCAAUUUAGGGUCCACUAAUGACACUUUGAAUGAGAGCAGUGGGUUAGUUCAGGGUUUCCCAAACUCGGUCCUGGGGCACCCCCUGGGUGCACGUUUAGGUUUUUAACACUACACAGCUGAUUCAAAUAACCAACUCAUCAUCAAGCUGUGAUUAUUUAAAUCAGCUGUGUAGUUCUAGGUGGGGGGGCAGAACCGAGUUUGGGAAACACUGGGUUAGUUGAUGGUAAGGAAGUGGUUUAUUGUGCAUUAGAAAGGUAAGGGUUAGGGCAAGAGGGGUUGGUCGUAGCAACCUGCAACACAGCUCUGUUACAAUCGCUCCUGUUUGGGGCAAUGCGUUAGGCAAUAGGAAGGAAUACUCUAUCAGUAUAAGGUCAGAAGUGUUAAGUCGUCAUUAUUAUUGAUCCAAAAAUAAGAUUGAAUAUAACAGGUGGAUAGAAAAACUGGAUACGGUUUGGACUUCACUGGGAUGUCACUAAUGAUUAAAGCACUGGUUUAAUCAUUAGCGACAUCCCAUGAACUUUGACAUGAAGUGAAUGAGUCUGAAGUUCAUAGACAUUAACAUAUAUUCCCCUUAGCCUCUGUCAUGUUUACAUCCAAAGGCGUGACAGCCACUGUAGUCACUGCAACCAGCAUGUCAACGGCAGCCAGUUUGAAAUCCCUAUAAAUACAACAACCGUGGGGUUUGAGAGUUUUUCCCGUUGUUGUUCCUCGCACCGUCUGUUUUAUGUUUCCAGAAAAGCCUCAGACCUUGGUUUAGAUGACAGUAAUUAACCCAGUUCUGUUUACCAUUUUGAAAUGUUUGGUGUGUGGAAACUCUUCCUUUUACUUUAGAGUUACACACGGUGUCUUUGAGAGAGAAAAAUAGAGAGAGAGAGGGAGAGAGUGAAAGAAAGAGAUGUGGGUUAUGAGGGAGAGGUAAGAGGUGAAAAGGGUAAGAUGGGAGAGAGACUUUUGUCAUACUUUAAUGAGAAAUCCUCAUUACACUAAAACACCACAUUUACCCCCCCCCCACCCCACCCCAAAACACACACGCCGAUAAAAAAGCAUCUGGAUAGUGAGAAAAAGAGAGAGGGGGAGAGAGAGAGAGAGAGAGAGGGUAAGAGGGAGAAAGAGUGAGGGGAGAGAAAAGAGGUAGAGGGGAACAGAGGACCAAAGCUAGGGCUCCUUAUCUGAAGCCUUUGUUACCCUGCAGACAUAAAACAUUCUUUCCAUGAAAAUAAACACGGCUACUUCUCUGCCACGGAAAGUUCUCCGUCUUUCUCAGGACAACUCUCUUCCUCAGAGUAGAUCUGUUUAUCAUUUGGGGAAUUUGAAUAACCACAUAACAUGGGAACACACUUUGUAUGCACUUGAGAGGAAAAGCAAAACCAAGAAUUGCUAAUGUGGGAAACCCUUUUGUCCCCAAACCAAUGGACAAUUGUUUGAGUUAAAUUGUAGUUUGGACAGUGAUAUCUAUGGUUUGCAAACGGAAAUCUAGUUUCGUAUUCAGAUCGGGCAAUGUUGCCGCUAUCACCAUUUUGGAUUUUUUAUCAUGAUUAAAUAUUUUCCUCUAACCUCCAUAUGCAUGUUUUUGUGUGGCGGUUUACCAGGAAGGCUCAGAUGACAGCACAUUAAGGUAGAAAUCUGUAGUGUAGAACAGACAUUAUUCUCUGUCUUGUCGAAUAGGGAAUCAUGCAAGUUCUAUGUAAUACAUUUUAAGCUGCAAGGUUUCAAACAUUGCGCACCACCGAACAAGCCUCUGAGCUCAUCUUUAAUCUUUGACCUCAUUUGACCCCUCCCAUCACAGCAAGGGGGCGUGGCUUCAGGCUUCCAGCACGUUGUGACCAAUGACAUGAGCGUGAAGCGCCUGUUGCACAUCAAGGGGAGGCGGACCAUCCGAGCCACGGAGGUGGCCCUGUCCUGGGCCAGCUUCAACCAGGGAGACUGCUUCAUCGUGGACCUGGGCAAGGUAGAACUUUACACUACAGUACAGCCUAGGUGAAAUAUAGAUCUGGCCUGUGUAUAUGUAGGCUACAGUAUUGGAAAACUGUAAACUGGAAUCUGGGCUACGAGCUAAGUAACAUGAAAACGUAUAGGUGCAGUAUCUCACAUCUUUUAAUCAUGCAUUGACGCCAAUGGAAUAUUUGCAUAAAAUGUCAAGCUAUGCAUCUCAAGUUAGGAUUUGGCACUAAAAGCUUGAAGGGCUUUUGGCUACGUAACAUGAAAAGUAAAAAUUAUAUACACCAGAAAUCACCCAGCUGGAAUGGAAUAUCAAUACACGUAUAGAGCCCUUAGUCACCAAACGGAUAGUACACAUAUUUAGCCCUUAGUCACCAAACUGACAUUAAUAUCUGUAAGUAAGUGUUACCACUGGAAACCUAAACCCUUUAUUUAUUUAUUUGUAUUUCUCCAUCUCUUCUUCAGGAUAUCUACCAGUGGUGUGGCAGUGAGAGUAACCGCUUUGAGCGUCUGAAGGCCUCCCAGGUGGCCAUUGACAUCAGGGACAAUGAAAGGAACGGCAGGGCCAAGCUCCAGAUGGUGGAGGACGGGGCUGAGCCACAGGAACUCACUGAGGUGAGGGAUAGGGACACACACACACACACACGGUUGGUGCCGUUUAAAGAGAACAAUAAAAAUGUUAUGAGCAUUUAGGGCCUUAUAUCUAUUACAGCAUAUUAGAUGACUGUCUUUCAUAUUCCAUUCACCCAGUUCAAUGUAACAUCGAUAGGUUUAGGCUACUACAUGAUACUGUGGUCUCCCGAGUGGCGCAGUGGUCUAAGGCACUGCAUCGCAGUGCUAGCUGUGCCACUAGAGAUCCUGGUUCGAAUCCAGGCUCUGCUGUAGCCGGCCGCAACCGGGAGACCUAUGGGGCGGCGCACAAUUGGUCCAGGGUAGGGGAGGGAAUGGCCGGCAGGGAGGUAGCUCAGUUGGUAGAGCAUGGCGUUUGCAACGCCAGGGUUGUGGGUUCGAUUCCCAUGGGGUAUGAAAAUUAAAAAGAAUAAUGUAAAUGUAAGUCGCUCUGGAUAAGAGCGUCUGCUAAAUGACGUAAAUGUAAUGUAAAUGUAAUACUGGAAUUUGUCCUAUACCCAUUAUGAGGUUGCUACAGCCUACAAAUUAAAGUUUAUAGCUUAGGUACACAGGUCGAGAGACAUAUUGGAGUAAUCAAGGUUACAGACAGUGACACAUUCAAUACCGCCUUGCACACUUUUGCCUGCAUCUAGCUGAUCUGAGGUGAAAUCAGUAGUCCAAAAUGUUCCAUUUUGCAUCUAAAAAAAGAGUUUCUAGCAUUCGUCUCGUUUUGAGUCAGGUUAACCACAAAAUCUAACCUUAACCCUAAACCUAACCCUACCUCCUAACCCCAGAGGCGGGACCAAUCACUAUUAUUCAAGUCACAAGCAAGUCUCAAGUCACAAGGUCCGAGUCACAAGUUUAGUCCCAAGUAGAACGAGUCAAGUCGUGCAUUCUAAGAGCAAGUCAAGUCGAGUCACAAGUUUUCAAGUCAAGUCUCAAGACAAGUAAAAAUAAAGUCUAUACAUGCAACGACUUGUUAAACUACAAAUGUGUCUAUUUGAGGCUACCAGACAGCCUGUUUCAUUCUUUUGUCUACAACACAUUUUGAUUAGCCUAUGUAAUUGUAAAAUAGGGACCUUGUAGCAGUCGCAUGAAAUCAGCAGAAGGCAAGGUAGGCUGAGGUGCUCAGAGUGUAGAUUUAUUUACAGGUCUUUGUGCUCCAAUGGUGAAAGCGCCAUAUCACACAAAAUAUACAAGUAGAUUUACCAAAUAUACAUGGGCAAUAGCCCUAAAGAAAUAGCCUCUGUAUCAUGCUUAACCUGUCCUAUCUUAACGGACACAGGUAGAGGGCAAGACUGUACAGCCUCCCCUUGAGAAAACAAAUGUAAUCUGUCUAACAGGCGCUCAAACAGGUAGGCCUACAUAAUAUAAGCACUUGGCCCCCAGGACCAUUUGGCAAUUACAACCAAUAAACUGGUUCUACAAUGUAAAAGGCAAUUUACACAUCCAUUGUUACAUUGGUAAGUUACAUGGAUGAGAUUUCAACACCAUGCAUACAUGGAACAAUCAUUUUAUCUUAUUCAACGUUCUGACUCCAAAGCGCUCUACACGUAUGCUCCUAUUACGCAGAACAAAAAUGACAGACGUUGGACACAGACACACGGAACUCCGACAUAACCCAGGAAGUAUGAAGAAAGGAAACCAUACAUUGAAUUAAAUAAACAGAACCUCUUCCUCAUGAGUUUUGCGACUGUCCAUCUGCUCUAUAAACAUCACGCCCACUCAGAGCAGGAUAAGAAAUGGUUGGCUAAAUGAAAAUGUGUCGUAGGCCUAUCAAACAUGAAACAGAAAUGUCUACGUGUUGCAAAAAAACGGUACGGGAUGGAAUGAUGAAACACUAUUAAUUAUUUUAGUAUGAAAUGGAAUAUAGAUUUACCACAUAGGGCCUGUGCAUUUAAACGUGUGAUAACAACAGCAAACAUUUCAACAAGAGAAAAAAAAGCACCCUCCACUGGCAGGAGUUCGGAGAGCGUGAGUGAAGAGUCUUGGCCAUAGUAAUAAUACAUUUUAACAACAAAUGAAUGCAAGCUUCAUAAGUAAAUGAUCAAUUUCAAGCAAUUGUUACAUACCAAAAGACCAGUAGGCAUAUGCUAGUAAUUGAUGCCCCAUUGCUGGUGAGCUUGCAAAGUAAACCGUUUUGGAGCUGCAUAUUUAUUUAUUAUGCCAAUCCUCUCUCGCGACAAUUUGAUGUUUGCGCGGCAACCGAUCCUAUAGCCGUACAGCAAAUCAGCAAUCUGUUCGCCAGCUCACCCGACCUGUGUUGAUUGACAGUUUGCUGGUGCAAUCAGAGUGCCAAGUGUGCGUUUCACUAGCCAAUCUGUUCCAAUUUGCAUGUUUUUUUUUUAUUACAAGGGCGAUUCUGCGGCUACUGUCUCUGGCUGCGUGGAGACUCUAUGCCACAAAAUGAAUGACAAAACAUUACAAAACCUGGCCAGAUAAUUGUAAGUCAUCAAUCUCAAUUCAAAAUCAAGUCCCAAGUCUUGAUGCUCCAAGUCCAAAUCAAGUCUCAAGUUAUUUUAUUUUCUAUCAAUUCGAGUCUCAAGUCAUCAAAUUUGUGACUCAAUUCAGACUCAAGUCCAAGUCAUGUAACUCGAGUCCACAACUCUGCCAAACCCUAAACCUAAUUCUAACACUAAUUCUAACCUUAACCCUAAACCCCAACCCUAAACCCCCUAGAAAUAGCAUUUUUUAUUUUAUUUUUUAUUUUAUUUCACCUUUAUUUAACCAGGUAAGCCAGUUGAGAAUAAGUUCUCAUUUACAACUGCGACCUGGCCAAGAUAAAGCAAAGCAGUGCGAUAAAAACAACAACAACACAGAGUUACAUAUGGAAUAAACAAAAACAAAACAUACAGUCAAUAACACAAUAGAAAAUCUAUAUACAGUGUGUGCAAAUGUAGUAAGUUAUGGAGGUAAGGCAAUAAAUAGGCCAUAGUGCAAAAUAAUUACAAUUUAGUAUUAACACUGGAGUGAUAGAUAUGCAGAAGAUGAUUUGCAAAUAGAGAUACUGGGGUGCAAAUGAGCAAAAUAAAUAACAAUGUAAAUAACAAUAUGGGGAUGAGGUAGUUGGGUGGGCUAAUUACAGAUGGGCUGUGUACAGGUGCAGUGAUCGGUAAGCUGCUCUGACAACUGAUGCUUAAAGUUAAUGAGGGAGAUAAGUGUCUCCAGCUUCAGAGAUUUUUGUAGUUCGUUCCAGUCAUUUGCAGCAGAGAACUGGAAGGAAUGGCGGCCAAAGGAGAUGUUGGCUUUGGGGAUGACCAGUGAGAUAUACCUGCUGGAGUGCAUACUACGGGUGGGUGUUGCUAUGGUGACCAAUGAGCUAAGAUAAGGCGGGGAUUUGCCUAGAAGUGAUUUAUAGAUGACCUGGAGCCAGUGGGUUUGGCGACAAAUAUGUAGUGAGGGCCAGCCAACGAGAGCGUACAGGUCACAAUGGUGGGUAGUAUAUAGGGCUUUGGUAACAAAACAGAUGGCACUGUGAUAGACUACAUCCAAUUUGCUGAGUUGAGUGUUGGAAGCUAUUUUGUAAAUGACAUCGCCGAAGUCAAGGAUCGGUAGGAUAGUCAGUUUUACGAGGGCAUGUUUAGCAGCAUGAGUGAAGGAGGCUUUGUUGCGAAACAGGAAGCCGAUUCUAGAUUUAACUUUGGAUUGGAGAUGCUUAAUGUGAGUCUGGAAGGAGAGUUUACGGUCUAACCAGACACCUAGGUAUUUGUAGUUGUCCACAUAUUCUAAGUCAGACCCGUCGAGAGAGGCGGGCGGGUGCAAGCAGCGUUCGAUUGAAGAGCAUGCAUUUAGUUUGACCUUGUGGGGACAGUUGCUCCCCAGUUGGUCAAAUUUGUGUUUGUUUACUAUUCUUGUGGGGACUUCUGGUCACCAGAAGUAUAGUUAAACAAGUCCACACACACACACACACACACACACAUACACACACACACACACACCCAAGCAAAUCACUCAUACUUACACACCUACUGUAUCCAAAUAACAUUCAAAUAUUCCAUCAUUGGAAGUGACGAUGAUACCAUAUCAUAAAAUGGUGCUAUACAUUGCUGAGGAGUUUCCUGGACAUUGAAAUACCCCUUACCGUGGGAAUAUACUGUAUAUGGGCACAAAAGCUUUGUGCUAUGUGUCAUUUCUGUGCCAGCUCUGUGCCAUAGCCUUUUGCAAAACUAGGCCAAGAUUGUGGCAAUGGCUCUAAACAGUGUAAUGAGAAAGAAAGAGGGAGAGACUGGCCUUGCUCUGUCUCUGUAUGAAGCUAAUCCUCCAUUUUGGAUCUGUCCUAGGCUCUGGGGCCCAAACCCAGUAUCCCCCCUGGCACCCCUGAUGAUGACAAGGUGGACACCUCCAACAGGAAGAAGGGUGCCCUCUACAUGGUAACGGAUGUUACUGCACCUUUGUUGUUCAGUAUCAGCGUCAUGAUUUGUAAUUGUUGUUCCUAUUUCAUUGUUCUCUUCUCUUGAUAAUGGUGUUGUCCAGCUCAGUGCUCGCACAUUGUUGAUCUCUCAAGUUCCUUCACAUGCAUUGUGAAUCUAUGACGUUAUGUAUUCAUUUUAUUUAGCAUAUUAUUUAAGGAUCCAUUUAAGAAAAAACAAUUAUUUUUCAAGGGAGUACUGUCAAUAUAUGUACAGUAUAAAUGUAUGUAUUUAUUGGUAUCUAAUCUCUGUGUAUUUUGUAGAUCUCCGAUGCCUCUGGCUCUAUGAAGUCGUCGGAGGUGGCCUUGUCCAGCCCCUUCAAACAGGCCAUGCUGACCGCCGAGGAGUGCUACAUCCUGGACAACGGAGUGGACAAGAACGUCUUUGUAUGGAAAGGUAGACUAGUCCUCUCCACUGUUUUUUAAACGUUGGCCAGGAUAUCAAAUGUUAUCUAUGCAACACAUUUCUUAAAUAUAAUGCAGUUCAAAGUGAUUCAUAUAUAAAAAACUAAAAAACUAUUUUCUACUUCUACUGUGUAGGCUAGUGCAAGAUUCAGAAUGAGAAGUCAAGGAAAUGUUCCCUAAAUUGCUGUGUACAGCUGUGAGUUUUUAGAGUUUUGUUGAGUUGUGCUGAUGAUUAAUCAACUCUAUCUUACCUCCAUCACAGGACCCAAGGCCAACGCAGCCGAGCGAAAAGCAGCCAUGUCAGCAGCCCAGCAGUUCAUCAAAGAGAAGGGCUACUCCAAUAAGACACAGGUACACUGAUGGAAUAACGUGAAGUUGAAAACAUUUCGACCGUUGCUCAGGCACUACUCAGGCACUACUCAGGCACUACUCAGGUCUUGCUCAGGCACUACUAGGCAAUGUUUAAAAUGUUGUUAGCUAUGUCCACUUAAAAAAAAAAAAAGUCACUUAAAAUGUUGAACAAUAAUUAAUUGAAAACAAAUAUUGGUAGUGAACUAGUCUCACAUAACCAUACUUCUAAGUUUAGAUUAUCAAUCAGCUAUUGGAAUGCAUGUGAGAGGAAAUCGAGGUUCGUGGUAAACAAGAGAACUGACUCUUACUUUUUCUUUGGCCGUGCAGAUCCAGGUACUGCCAGCAGGAGGCGAGACCACUCUGUUCAAGCAGUUCUUCAGUGACUGGAAGGACAAGGACCAGACCACGGGCCCCAGUAAGGCCUACAGCAUCGGCCGCAUCGCCAAGGUGGAGCAGGUGCCCUUCGACGCCUCCACCCUCCACUCCAACAACAACAUGGCUGCCCAGCACAACAUGGUGGACGACGGCAAGGGCAAAGUCCAGGUAAAACACACAACACUGGACUACAAUGGAAAUAACUAAGUCAGGGUUCUCAAACUCAUUUUGCGCAGGCUCUGUCUGUUUAUCUUUACAAAGACAACCACGGGCCACACUAAAUUGGCUAGGGGACCAGAUGUAGCCCACUGCCCGUAUGUUUCAGACCCCUGAACUAAGUCUUUGGACGUAACUUUUUUUUCCUCUUAAAUUUGGUAUUUAUAAAAAAAAAAAUAUAUAUAUAUAUACACAUUUGGUAAAGUCCAGGGCCUGGUUUCCUGAUAGCGAUGGAAUUUAGGCUUACGAGUGUUUUUAACUAUGUAUCGUUCCUACAACAGGCGGAGAUGUUACAUGUGUUUCCCAAUAAAUCACACAGAGAGAAAUGUCGCUAAGUGUGUAGUUGAAUCAUACUGAUAGGUUCGAAAGAAAGGCAGCGCUGCUCUCGGAUCAGCUUUCUCCAUUCAAAUCUUACCUUAACAUUAGAUUUAUUUCACAAUACUGAUGACGGAUCAGUUCCUAGAGAGAUAUUACCACCUAUUGCUGCAAAUAUUGAGGCGACUUCUCUAAUUCUUAUCCAAUAAAAAUGCACCAUUACAUUUACAUUUUACAUUUUCGUCAUUUAGCAGACGCUCUUAUCCAGAGCGACUUACAAAUUGGUGCAUUCACCCUAUGAUAGCCAGUGGGACAACCACUUUACAAUAUUAUUUAUUUUAAUUUUUUUCUCUUUGGGGUGGGGUAAGGGGGGGUAGAAGGAUUACUUUAUCCUAUCCCAGGAAUUCCUUAAAGAGGUGGGGUUUCAAGUGUCUCCGGAAGGUGGUGAGUGACUCCGCUGUCCUGGCGUCGUGAGGGAGCUUGUUCCACCAUUGGGGUGCCAGAGCAGCGAACAGUUUUGACUGGGCUGAGUGGGAACUGUGCUUCCGCAGAGGUAGGGGGGCCAGCAGGCCAGAGGUGGAUGAACGCAAUGCCCUCGUUUGGGUGUAGGGACUGAUCAGAGCCUGAAGGUACGGUGGUGCCGUUCCCCUCACAGCUCCGUAGGCAAGCACCAUGGUCUUGUAGCAGAUGCGAGCUUCAACUGGAAGCCAGUGGAGUGUGCGGAGGAGCGGGGUGACGUGAGAGAACUUGGGAAGGUUGAACACCAGACGGGCUGUAGCGUUCUGGAUAAGUUGUAGGGAUUUAAUGGCACAGGCAGGGAGCCCAGCCAACAGCGAGUUGCAGUAAUCCAGACGGGAGAUGACAAGUGCCUGGAUUAGGACCUGUGCAGCUUCCUGUGUAAGGCAGGGUCGUACUCUGCGAAUGUUGUAGAGCAUGAACCUACAGGAUCGGGUCACCGCCUUGAUGUUAGCGGAGAAUGACAGGGUGUUGUCCAGGGUCACGCCAAGGCUCUUUGCACUCUGGGAGGAGGACACAACGGAGUUGUCAACCGUGAUGGCGAGAUCAUGGAACGGGCAGUCCUUCCCCGGGAGGAAGAGCAGCUCCGUCUUGCUGAGGUUCAGCUUGAGGUGGUGAUCCGUCAUCCACACUGAUAUGUCUGCCAGACAUGCAGAGAUGCGAUUCGCCACCUGGUUAUCAGAAGGGGGAAAGGAGAAGAUUAAUUGUGUGUCGUCUGCGUAGCAAUGAUAGGAGAGGCAAUGUGAGGAUAUGACAGAGCCAAGUGACUUGGUGUGUAGCGAGAAUAGGAGAGGGCCUAGAACUGAGCCCUGGGGGACACCAGUGGUGAGAGCACGUGGUGCGGAGACAGAUUCUCGCCACGCCACCUGGUAGGAGCGACCUGUCAGGUAGGACGCAAUCCAAGAGUGAGCCGCGCCGGAGAUCCCAACUCAGAGAGGGUGGAGAGGAGGAUCUGAAGGACGAGAGCAGAGGAGAGAGAGUUAGCUUUAGCAGUGCGGAGAGCCUCCGUGACACAGAGAAGAGCAGUCUCAGUUGAAUGACCAGUCUUGAAACCUGACUGGUUUGGAUCAAGAAGGUCAUUCUGAGAGAGAUAGCAAGAGAGUUGGCUAAAGACGGCACGCUCAAUAGUUUUGGAGAGAAAAGAAAGAAGGGAUACUGGUCUGUAGUUGUUGACAUCGGAGGGAUCGAGUGUAGGUUUUUUGAGAAGGGGUGCAACUCUCGCUCUCUUGAAGACGGAAGGGACAUAGCCAGCGGUCAAGGAUGAGUUGAUGAGCGAGGUGAGGUAAGGGAGAAGAUCUCCGGAAAUGGUCUGGAGAAGAGAGGAGGGGAUAGGGUCAAGUGGGCAGGUUGUUGGGCGGCCGGCCGUCACAAGUCGCAAGAUUUCAUCUGGAGAGAGAGGGGAGAAAGAAGUCAAAGCAUAGGGUAGGGCAGUGUGAGCAGGACCAGCGGUGUCAUUUGACUUAACAAACGAGGAUCGGAUGUCGUCAACCUUUUCAAAAUGGUUGACGAAGUCAUCCACAGAGAGGGGGGAGGGGGAGGAGGAUUCAGCAGGGAGGAGAAUGUGGCAAAGAGCUUCCUAGGGUUAGAGGCAGAUGCUUGGAAUUUAGAGUGGUAGAAAGUGGCUUUAGCAGCAGAAACAGAGGAAGAAAAUGUAGAGAGGAGGGAGUGAAAAGAUACCAGGUCCACAGGGAGUCUAGUUUUCCUCCAUUUCCGCUCGGCUGCCCGGAGCCCUGUUCUGUGAGCUCGCAAUGAGUCGUCAAGCCACGGAGCAGGAGGGGAGGACCGAGCCGGCCGGGAGGAUAGGGGACAUAGAGAGUCAAAGGAUGCAGAAAGGGAGGAGAGGAGGGUUGAGGAGGCAGAAUCAGGAGAUUGGAGGGAGAAGGAUUGAGCAGAGGGAAGAGAUGAUAGGAUGGAAGAGGAGAGAGUAGCGGGAGAGAGCGAAGGUUGCGACGGCGCAUUACCAUCUGAGUAGGGGCAGAGUGAGUAGUGUUGGAGGAGAGCGAGAGAGAAAAGGAUACAAAGUAGUGGUCGGAGACUUGGAGGGGAGUUGCAGUGAGAUUAGUAGAAGAACAGCAUCUAGUAAAGAUGAGGUCAAGCGUAUUGCCUGCCUUGUGAGUAGGGGGGGACGGUGAGAGGGUGAGGUCAAAAGAGGAGAGGAGUGGAAAGAAGGAGGCAGAGAGAAAUUAGUCAAAGGUAGGGAGGUUAAAGUCACCCAGAACUGUGAGGGGUGAGCCAUCCUCAGGAAAGGAACUUGUCAAGCUCAUUGAUGAACUCUCCAAGGGAACCUGGAUGGCGAUAAAUGAUAAGGAUGUUAAGCUUGAUUGGGCUAGUGACUGUGACAGCAUGGAAUUCAAAUGAGGAGAUAGACAGAUGGGUCAGGGGAGAAAGAGAGAAUGUCCACUUGGGAGAGAUGAGGAUUCCUGUGCCACCACCCCGCUGACCAGAUGCUCUCGGGGUGUGCGAGAACACAUGGUCAGACGAGGAGAGAGCAGUAGGAGUAGCAGUGUUUUCUGCCAUGGCACAUCAUUGGUCAGACGAGGAGAGAGCAGUAGGAGUAGCAGUGUUUUCUGCCAUGGCACAUCAUUGCGCACAUUUUAGGCUACACAUCAUGAAAUAUAUUGAGACAAAUUACAGACAGUAGCCUAACGAUGAACUUAGCCUUAAAGGUCCCAUGCAGUCAUUUUUUUCUCUCAAUAUCAAGUAAUAUCUUCGUAACAGUGAAGUACCUUACUGUGAUUGUUUUCAUUUAAAGUUGUCAAAAAGAAACUAAAAUAGAUUCUUAGCAAAGAGCAAUUUCUCAAGCAAGAAUUUAGCUUUCUGGGAGUGGUCUGAGUGGGGAGGGGAAAACUGAAAACUAGCUGUUAUUGGCAGAGAGGUUUGGAACUCUCUUUCUUAUAGGUCACCAGGCAGGCCAAAACUCCAUCCCACAAAAACAGGCAGAAAUUUCAAGCAAUCUUUUGAAACAGCUAUUACAUUAAAAGGGCAUUAUCAUAAUUUUCACAAUUUCACAGUAUUACUGCAAUCUCAUAGUGUGGAAAUAUAUAUAAAUCACAGGAAAAUCACGUUUCUAACUGCACUGGGCCUUUAAGAUGCUUUUGGGAAAACCGGCCCUGGUAAAAACAAGGUUUUGAAGCAAAGCGUCACUCAGGGUGCUGGGUACUUUUCAAACAAAUCAAGGCAGCAAUAUACACGUGGAAAAUGAUAUUGGUUUGGUUUCAGAUCUGGCGUGUUGAGGAUGGUGAUAAAGUGGCUGUGGAUCCCUCCUCCUACGGCCAGUUCUAUGGAGGAGACUGUUACCUCAUCCUCUACAGCUACAGGCCGGGAGGCAGGGAGCAGCACAUCAUCUACACCUGGUCAGUACAUAUGACAUCAUCCACAACUAUGCUGUAAACAAGACAUAUUUAUUUACACCUAGACAGUUCAAAUGACAUCAUCUACACCUUAUCAUCUACAUGUGCACCUGCCACCUGAUCAGUGCAAAUGACAUCGAAACCCGGUGUGUGUACGUGAUAUAAUUUACAACAAAUCACACCAAGGGGGUAUUUUACCUUACCCCGACCUGUUCUUGAAUAUUCUGAUGUGUUCUCCUAGCCUUAGUUCAUAAAGAAGGAUGUAUCUGAAAUAAUCAUGGCAAAACUGACUCAAUACUUGUAGUAGUACAUAUUCGAUACCUGUAGAAAGGUCUCAAUAAGGUGGGCUUGACGUAUCUGUGUGUGUUUGUGUUUAUUAAUCUGUAUCUGUGUGUGUUUGUGUUUAUUAAUCUGUAUCUGUGUGUGUGUUUGUUUAUUAAUAUGUAUCUGUGUGUGUGUUUGUGUUUAUUAAUCUGUAUCUGUGUGUGUUUGUGUUUAUUAAUCUGUAUCUGUGUGUGUGUUUGUGUUUAUUAAUCUGUAUCUGUGUGUGUGUCAGGCAGGGGCUGAAGUGCACCCAGGAUGAGCUGGCAGCCUCUGCCUUCCUCACAGUGAAGCUGGAUGACUCUAUGGGAGGAGCCCCUGUUCAGGUGGGUCUCUAUCCCCUCCAGCUCAUCCCCGUGCCCCCAAUACUCACAGUCCAAAAGCACCUGAGCAAAAGGUACGACGGUGGGAAAUUCAGACUAAGCACUCUGAAGUUAAUAGGCACUUUAGAAUGGGUUUUCUUCUACAUAAUUAUCAUUGUGUCCAUGUUGGUCCAUUUCCCCCUCUAGGUGCGUGUGACCCAGGGCCAGGAGCCCCCCCACCUGAUGAGCCUGUUCCAGGGUAAGCCCAUGAUGGUCCAUAACGGAGGGACGUCCCGUAAAGGAGGACAGACAGGCACUGGCAGCACCCGCCUCUUCCACAUUCGUCAAUCCUCCACCCGCGCUACAAGAGCUGUAGAGGUGAGUUCUCAGUGUGUGUGUCAAAGUGAGUCCAGUGUAUGUGACUGCUUGAGGAAGAGUAAGUGUCUGACAAUUCUUCUGAGCACCUCUCUGUCUCCUCUCCCUCUCAGGUGGAGCCCUCUGCCUCCUUCCUGAACACCAACGAUGUGUUCGUGCUCAAAUCUCCCACCGCCAUGUUUGUGUGGAGGGGGGUGGGCGCCAGCGAGGAGGAAAUGGCCGCCGCCAAGCACGUGGUGGGUUUCCUGGGUGGCAGUGCCAGUAAUGUGUCAGAGGGCAAGGAGCCAGGUAAGGAUUUCAUCUAGUGUUACAUGUUUAUUGUAUUAAGUGGGCUGGAUCUCAAUAGUGCAACGUGGGGUGCAUUUCAAUAGUAUUAAGUGGGGUGCAUCUCAAUAGUAUGACGUGGGGUGCAUUUCAAUAGUAUUAAGUGGGGUGCAUCUCAAUAGUCCAAUGUGGCUUCCUCUUCUUGUCUUAUCCUUCAUCUACAGCCUGAAAUCACAGGAUAGGGGAAAUCAACUUGGUGGUGGCUUCCUCUCAUGCAUUUGAUUGCCUUUUUUUCAGAUCUGUGUUGAUGAAGGAAAGGUUACAAGGAGAGGAAACAACUUUAGACAAUUGAAAUGUGCCCCUAAAUAAGACAAUAAAGAGAACAUCACACAUCCUAAUAUAUCACAACAAAACACUAUAUAGUUCCAAAGAACCAAUGAGACAAAUCUAUGCUGGUCUUUUCUGUCCUAGCUGGGUUCUGGUCUGCCCUGGGAGGGAAGAAGGAGUACCAGACGUCCAAGAGUCUGCAGAACAUGGUCAAACCUCCACGCCUGUUUGGCUGCUCCAACAAGACCGGAUGCCUCAGCGUAAGUGAUGGAUUGUUGUUGAGUGUGUCUAACGUAACUAACUCUCUUGGAUAGAUAGAUUAAUACUCAAUUCAUCCCCAAUGGGAAAUUCAGUGUCACUCAGGAGGAGAGAAAAAGGCAUAAGUAAUACAAAGUACAAUGCAAAAAUGUGCCCCUGUUCCAAAGUGCUGUAACAUAUUGUAAUCCUCCAAUCAUCAGGUGGAAGAGGUUCCUGGAGACUUCCAACAGACUGACCUAGCCACUGAUGAUGUCAUGUUGUUGGACACCUGGGACCAGGUGAGUAAAGCUCCCCCAUCCAUAUCAUAACUCACAAGCGUGUUCAUCUUCUGCUCUCAAAAAAACUAUGCAGAGUGAAUCUGAAAGUCUAUAAGCUAACAGCAUUUCUGGACUCCCGCCAGAUCUUCCUCUGGAUCGGCAAUGACGCGAAUGCAGAAGAGAGAACUGGAGCACCCAGAAUAGGUACGAGAACACGCAGGGAAACAAACUUUCACAAUGGCCCCUACCCAGGACCCAGACUGGGGCCACAACUGAUUAAGGAGAACAUUAGUUACCUUAGGGCUCUAACUGUAUCUAUAUAAUCAAAUGAGGACCUUAUAUAUAUAUAUAUAUAUUGGUUGUUUUCUCCCUCAGACUCUCACCACUGUAUGCAGUUGAACCAUUGGUUUCAGCUACGGUUUAAGCUCCACUUUCUGUGGCCUUCAGAAAAAUAUUUUCUGGUUCAAACCAUAUACGAGUGCCUUUUGUAACACAAUAUAACCGUACUCUGUUUGUGGUCUCUCAAUAUACAGGAAUAAUGUUCAUGCUCGUUCUCUAUCUCCCUCUCUAGCUAAGGACUAUGUGGACUCAGACCCCUCUGGACGCAGAGGGCUGUCCAUCACCACCAUCAAACAGGGGGCUGAACCCCCAACCUUCACUGGCUGGUUCCAGGCGUGGGACCCCAAAAUGUGGGAAACAGACCCUCUGAAGCUAAUCCAUGCCCGCUUC